Purpureocillium takamizusanense is the source of this 852-nucleotide messenger RNA. RefSeq lists its product as uncharacterized. Lineage: Eukaryota; Fungi; Ascomycota; Sordariomycetes; Hypocreales; Ophiocordycipitaceae. Gene Ontology annotation, molecular function: oxidoreductase activity. The transcript is spliced from 3 exons. The coding region runs from base 1 to 852 and encodes 283 amino acids. The record is from RefSeq and is a predicted model, not a curated record.
AUGGCAAACACGAGCGAGCUUUCCAAGGAGAGGCUCUUCGACGUUGAGGGCAGGACUGCCCUUAUCACCGGAGGCGGCUCCGGAAUCGGCCUGAUGAUAGCUCAAGCUCUAGCGAACGGAGCGAAAGUGUACAUCUGCGGUCGCUCCAAAGACAAGUUGGAUCGCACGUCCCAAACGCACGGCAAAGACGCGAAAGGCGAAAUCAUACCUCUACAGGCUGACAUCACCACAAAAAAAGACAUCGCCUCUCUUUACGACGAAAUGAAGUCGCGGGAAGAGCACAUUGGCAUCCUCGUCAACAACGGCGGCAUCAGCGGAGAGACAUUUCCCGUGACGGAGAACAAGACCGCUGAAGACUGGAAGAAGGCACUCGUCGACAACGAAAAGGCAACUUUCGACGACUGGGUCGACGUCUACCGCACCAACGUGGCAGCAACAUACUUCACCACCAUUGCGAUGCUGCCGCUGCUCCAGGCCAGCACGGAACGCAACCCCGGCUGGUCGGCCACCGUCAUCAAUGUCACCUCCAUUUCGGGGCAAGUGAAGACAUCGCAGCAUCAUUUCAGCUACAACGCCUCCAAGGCCGCAGCGGCUCACCUCACACGAAUGCUGGCUUCCGAUAUUGCGGCGACUGGACUCAAGAUUCGGGUCAACGCGAUCGCACCAGGCGUGUUUCCCAGCGAGAUGACUACCAAUGGGAAGAAGGAAAAGUUUGAAGGCAAGGUACCAGCCGACCGUCCUGGAAAGGACGAAGACAUGGCCACGGCCGCCUUGUUCGCUUCAGUCAACCAGUACCUGAACGGACAGACCAUUACUGUCGAUGGAGGAUACACUCUUGCAGCGGGCUUGUAA